UUGUACUAUAUUUCAAUGAUUUAAGCCCAAAGAUCGCACGGCUUUCGGCGCUUUAGACGGCCGAAAUGGAAAAUUGACAUAUCUGUGUUCUUAACGAAGUUAGUUUAAAGUUGUAGUAAAUAUUAUCAAAAAUAUAAACUUUAUUUUGCAAAGACAAAAAUUAGUGGAAAGUGGAGUGUAGUUCAGUUUUGAAUUUUAAUUUUCAAAUUGUGUCUGUAGUGGAAGUUUCGUUAGCGCCAUUUUGAUUUCACUUUGCAGAGGCGUAAUUUAUAGCAAAAAAAAGUCGAAAACUUAUAAGACAAUUCAAUGGGAGCUUGCAUAAAUUCAAGCCAAAAAAUUUUUUACAAACAAUCAAAUAAUUAAAAAAAGCAAUUUCAUAAGAAAUUUGAAAAUUUGCACUAAAUCUACGCAAAUGAUAUCAGUUUAACAAAAGGAUCAUAUAAGCCAAAAAUAGCAACAACAAUAACGGUAGCUUCUUGUGUAUACCAUCAACACAAAUUUAUGCAAUAAUACAAGAAAAGAGAAAUAGAAAAGUGAAUAAUUAGCAAAACAAAAAGUCGGCUUUUGAACGUUUAAGGAGAUACGAGACAACUUAAAAUGGCUUUUAUUCGCAAGUUUAAUUUUUUCCUUUUGCUACUUUCAAUAACUCUAAAUUUAAGUGUGGAGAAACCUGAAUAUGAAUGGCUAAUGAGUUAUACAAAGAGAAAGGUUUUAAAUAUAGCACAAAGUUGUCCAGAUGACUGUAUUUGUGGUUAUCAGUUGUAUGAAGGAGCACAAAAGUACGUGGUAAAUUGCACAAAUACGGGUUCAAUACGCAACAAUUUUUAUUUUUUGCCUGUAGAUACACAAGUUCUUAUUUUCACAGGCAACAAUAUAGCUGAAUUUGACUGGCUUAAUGUAUUUCAACUAAGUUUAAUAUGUAUUAGUCUGACCGUUUUAGAUUUGAGUAAUAAUCAAAUCAGAAAAAUAAACAAAAUUCCUUCUACAUAUCAGUAUAUGCCGAAUCUACAACAGCUUAUAUUAAGUCACAACAAUCUGAUCAUAUCACACGAUGAUCAUCCUUUAUCUAUAUUACCCAAAUUCGAUACUUUGCGAAGCUUACACUUAAUUAAUGCAUUUGAUGACAACUACUCGGCACAUUUAAAUGAGGAUUUACAUGACAUACUGAAUAAUGGACAGUUGCACAAUUUAGUAAACUUGCAUUUAGAACAAAACAAAAUUACUCAUUUUAGGGAUCCUAAAGUGUUUUGUGCUUUGCCUAAUUUGCGUGAACUGUAUCUAGCUGAUAAUCUGCUUACUGAACUGAAUUUUGAAGUGCAUUGUUUGAGUAACCUGCAACUACUAGAUUUGCAAAGAAAUAAGUUGCAAUUUGUGAAAACAGAGCAUACAGCAGCUCUAAAUGAAUUGCAGAGUCGACGACACUUUGGAAAUAAUUUAAACGUUGACUUUAAUUUGAAUCCAUUUGUGUGUGAUGAAAUAGAAUCAUUUCGUAAUUGGAUAUUAUCUACUAAGGUCAUUGUAAACAAUAAGAGCAACCUUCUGUGCUAUAGAAAUGGAGCUAAACCAUUACGGAUCAUUGAAAUGGAAACCAGACACCGUCUUUAUUAUACUGAACUAAUUCGAUCGUCACCUAUGUAUAGCAAGGACCAAAACAUUGAGACCAACGAAAGUUUGGGUUUAAAAGUCAACUUUAUUUUAUUCGUAAUAAUCGUUAUAUUGGAUUUAGUUGGAAGUUUGGUUACAGUAAUGAUGAAGUGCAUUUUCUUGUUCUCUUAUUUAAAACAACGUUGGAUCAGAAGUGUAGGUAAAUCUGUUAAUGAUGAAGUUGAAGUCUGCUCUAAAUUAAAUAUGUAA
This is a messenger RNA of Teleopsis dalmanni, 1854 nucleotides long. RefSeq names its product leucine-rich repeat neuronal protein 3-like. Gene Ontology annotation, cellular component: membrane. The record is from RefSeq and is a predicted model, not a curated record. Gene Ontology annotation, molecular function: protein binding. The coding region runs from base 598 to 1854 and encodes 418 amino acids. The transcript is spliced from 2 exons. Lineage: Eukaryota; Metazoa; Arthropoda; Insecta; Diptera; Diopsidae.